This is a messenger RNA of Diaporthe amygdali, 2136 nucleotides long. Its product is annotated as phenol 2-monooxygenase. The transcript is spliced from 6 exons. The record is from RefSeq and is a predicted model, not a curated record. NCBI's taxonomy places the organism in Eukaryota, Fungi, Ascomycota, Sordariomycetes, Diaporthales, Diaporthaceae. Bases 1 to 2136 code for a protein of 711 amino acids. Gene Ontology annotation, molecular function: FAD binding.
AUGCAUCGACUAUCUAGGUUUUUCGGCUCCAGAAAGGCUCAGGAGCAGGCCAAUGGCACUGCCAAAGAUGCUCCCGGCAAUUCUAUCUCUGGUGAGACCAACGGUGCCACCAACGGCGCCACGAACUCUCACGGCCCCGCUCAGAGCCAGACGAAUGGCGCCUCUCCGGAAUCAAAUGUCGACGUACUCAUCAUUGGAGCGGGGCCGGCAGGUCUGAUGGCAGCGGCUUGGAUGGCCCACUGCGGCAUCAAGACACGAAUUAUCGACAAGAGAAAUGCAAAGAUCUUCUCGGGCCAAGCAGACGGACUCCAGUGUCGGAGUUUAGAGAUCUUCGACAGCCUUGGAUUCGGGGACCGGGCAUGGAAGGAGGCCAACCAUAUGAUUGAGAUCUGCAUGUGGAAUCCUGGGCAAGACGGGGUCAUCAGACGUUCCGAUCGAAUCCCAGACACCAUUGUGGGGCUAUCACGAUUCCAACAAAUCGUCCUACACCAAGGCCGCAUUGAACGUUUCUUCCUUGACAACAUCAAGAAACACUCGAACGACAGUAUCAGAGUUGAGCGUGCGGUUCUACCCGCAUCUCUGAAAAUAGACGAGUCAAUCCUGGACCGUGAAGAUGCCUAUCCCGUGACGGUCGAACUCCAGCACCUCACUGAAGAGGAAUCUACGCCCAAGCAGCAGAUCAGUGGGAGUAAAGUCGCAGACGGACUGUUUCGAAGCAGCCUGAAUCAAGAGGACGAUGAAGAAAUUCUCAUUCAACACGGUUCUCGGGCCGGAGAAAGAGAAAUUCUGCGUGCUAAGUAUGUGCUCGGCUGCGAUGGUGCUCGUAGCUGGACUCGAAGACAGCUGGGGUAUGAGCUCCAGGGUGAGGCGACAGACUUUAUAUGGGGCGUCAUGGAUAUCAUACCUAUCACUGACUUUCCCGAUAUCCGCAUGCGGUGCGCCAUCCACUCUGCUGAAAAUGGUAGUCUAAUGGUGAUUCCCCGUGAGAAUAAGCUAGUGCGACUCUAUAUUCAGCUCAAGGAGGUAGCACCAGAUGCAUCUGGGCGGGCAGAUCGCUCAAAAAUUACUCCAGAUCUCAUAUUCGGGGCCGCGAAGAAGAUCCUACAGCCGUACAACCUUGACUACGAGUAUUGCGACUGGUGGACGGCAUACCAGAUCGGCCAGCGCGUUGGUACCGACUUCUCAUCACAUAAUCGCGUCUUUCUGGCUGGUGAUGCAGUUCACACGCAUUCACCAAAGGCCGGUCAAGGGAUGAAUGUCUCCAUGCAGGACACUUUCAACCUCGGCUGGAAGAUCGCUCUUGUCUUAAAGGGCAUCGCUAGGCCAGAGAUUCUCUCUACCUACGCAAAGGAGAGACGUCAGGUGGCCCAAGACCUGAUUGACUUUGACCAUCGCUUCAGCCGACUGUUCUCAGGAAGGCCUGCCAAGGAUGUCAUGGAUGCCGAAGGAGUCUCCAUGGAGGAGUUCAAGGAUGCCUUUCUCAAGGGAAAUAUGUUCGCCAGCGGGCUGUCCGUCAAGUACGGUCCCAGCGAGCUCAUAGCCACCAAUUCAUCGAGUCAACAUUUGGCGACGGGUCUUGAAAUUGGAAUGCGCUUCAAUAGUUUCAAGGUUUUGAAUCAGGCUGAUGCCCGUCCUUGGCACUUUCAAGAGAGGUUCAAGGCCGAUGGACGCUUUCGGGUUGUCCUGUUUGCUGGUAAUAUUCUUGAAGCUGCCCAAAAGAAGCGCGUCGAAACCUUUUGUGCAGCACUUCAGUCAGGCGACAGCUUCAUCAAACGAGCCACAGCACCGGGAGCGACUAUCGACAGUGUGAUCGAGGUCCUCACAAUUCACUCGUCAAAGCGCACUGAAACGGAAUUACUGAGGGACUUUCCCGAGAUCCUGCAUCCUUUCGACAAGCACAGCGGCUGGAACUAUGAGAAAGUCUUUGUUGACGAUGACAGUUACCACGAAGGAUAUGGCAACGCGUACAAAAAUUACGGUGUUGAUAAGGAUCGCGGCUGCGUUGUCGCGGUGCGACCUGAUCAAUAUGUGGCUUGGAUUGGUGAGGUGGAUGACUUCGCUGGCCUUCAGCAGUAUUUUGAGGGUUGCCUACAACUCAAUGGUGAAAACUAUAGGGUUCAUGGGAAUGAGUGUUAA